AUGAUUUUACAUAUCAGUUUAGAUUCCGUUUCCAAACAGAAAACCAGCUCAGUCGUGAGAAGACAGGAGGGUUGCCUCUAUGAUCAAAGCCCAGCAAUUCUGCUGGAUGGUGCAGGGUACUCUCAAGUAGAUGGAUUGUACAUCCCGGUGGAAAAUGGCUGUGAUCAUUCUCACUACGGGGAGAUCUCUGGCGAACAAUACUGGAAAGGCUAUAUCAACCGAGACAACACGGUGAACGAGCCUCGAAUCAUGUACUGGGAUCAUUCUAGUUACCCCUCUAUCAAAGGCUGGGGAGUGAUGGAAGGUUCUCACCACCGCUACCACGACGGUGCCAACACCGACAGCCCAACUUCCCUCGUCCUGACUGAGUGGAUGACUCGAACUGGGUACGCUACUGAUCCUGUUCCAACUAUAACGUGCAUUGCCGAGUAUGACCUUCCUGCUGGGUCGGAUUGCACUAAUACCCAACUGUGUGCUUCGGGUCUGGUGUACCUAUCGGACAACUCGUGCGGUGUCGAAACAGCAUCACUGGACCUAGCCAAAGAGAGAGGUUGUCCCUCCUCUUCCGUGACUUCGAACUUUCAGCCUGUACCUGCGAGUGUCGCUAACGUUCGAUGUUGCCAUGACACUUUGCCCUGCAUGAGCAACGAUAAUAACAAUCAAUGCCAUGCCGAUGUGGACAGAGACACGGGUGGAGAUACCUGUAAGGAUACCAUGUUGUACCCUGCUGGAAACCGUUUGUGUACAAGUUUGGAGCUCGCAAGUGGAGCGUGUUGCGGUACUGAAUGUUACUUCAAUACCAAACCAACGUGGAUCUUGGAACGAUCGCACCCUGCACCUGAAGUGGCCUAUAACGGAUGCCUGACUCAGGGUCAAUCCACGCCAGUAUCGGACACUGUCAGCUAUGCCGCUGUGCGCUGUUGUUCUCUUGAUGGACUAAGCUGUAAAUCCAAGAUAGGCGCUAAUAAUCGGUGCCCAGAAGGGGUUAGAAAGGCAGAUGCACUGGCCACGUGCACAGAUGCCGGCUUAAGAUUGUGUACAGUCGAAGAGCUGCACAUAAACAAUAUUUGCUGUUCCUCUGGUUGCAACUUCGACAGCAAGUUUGUAGGGACUCAGUAGUCACCAUUGUUGGGGCUGUGGCCGAAAGAACGCCAAGUGUGGACCGAGUCCAUUGCUAUGGUCUACUAG
Molecule: messenger RNA, 1188 nt
Organism: Sphaeroforma arctica JP610
Lineage: Eukaryota; Ichthyosporea; Ichthyophonida
Exons: 2
Coding region: 1-1119 (372 amino acids)
Source: RefSeq, a predicted model, not a curated record